Molecule: messenger RNA, 2841 nt
Organism: Salvia splendens (bonfire salvia)
Lineage: Eukaryota; Viridiplantae; Streptophyta; Magnoliopsida; Lamiales; Lamiaceae
Product: beta-glucuronosyltransferase GlcAT14B
Exons: 5
Coding region: 193-1416 (407 amino acids)
Cellular component (GO): membrane
Molecular function (GO): glucuronosyltransferase activity
Source: RefSeq, a predicted model, not a curated record
AAAAAACAGAGCAUCCCAAGAAUCUUUAAUAGAUGGCGCUUCAUUAACAAAAGUACCUUUUUACAUUCCCAUCCACACCACUCCCAACACCGACAAAAUCGUCUCGAAUCACCCAAAACUAAUACUACCAUCGCUCUGGGAAUCUGAGCUCCCAAUGAACAAAUUCAUUUGCCAGAAACAUUGGAUCUCUACAUGGAAAUCAGCAAGCCUAUGCACCAGAGAAAAUGGCUGCUGCCCAUGUCAUUCUCUCUCCUCACCUCCUCUCUCCUCAUCAUUCUAACCCUCUUCACCGCAGUCCCAUUUCGCCAUACGCCCCGAAUCAAGCCUCAAGUUCCCGUCUUUGUUGAAUCCAAGCUGCAAUUAGAGCCUCCAAAUCCCAGUUCAAGAAUCCCUAGGUUGGCCUAUUUGAUCUCUGGCUCGCGUGGGGAUUGUGGGACUUUGAAGAGGACUUUGAGAGCUCUGUAUCAUCCAUUGAACCAGUAUGUUGUGCACUUGGACCUUGAAGCCAAGGCUGAGGAGAGGAUUGAACUGGUGGAAUUCGUCAAGAAUGAAACUUUGUUUGAGAAAGUUGGGAAUGUGAGGGUUGUGGUCAAGUCUAAUCUGGUCACCUAUAGAGGCCCUACUAUGGUUAGUAAUACCCUCCAUGCUGCAGCAAUCUUGUUGAAGGAAUGUGGAGAUUGGGACUGGUUCAUCAAUUUGAGUGCAUCUGAUUACCCUUUGGUUACACAAGAUGACAUGCUCCAUACUUUAUCAGCUGUGCCGAGGGACCUAAACUUUAUUGAGCAUACUAGUGACAUUGGUUGGAAGGAAUACCAGAGAGCCAAGCCUGUUAUAAUUGAUCCUGGGCUUUAUAGCGUACAAAAGUCUGACCUUUACUGGAUCACUGAGAAGCGCAAAGUUCCUACUGCAUUCAAGCUUUUCACAGGUUCAGCUUGGAUGAUGCUUUCUCGUUCCUUCAUGGAGUUCUGUUUAUUGGGGUGGGACAACCUGCCCAGAGUCGUACUUAUGUACUAUGCAAACUUUCUUUCAUCACCAGAAGGGUACUUUCACACAGUCAUUUGCAAUGCUGAAGAGUUCCGUAACACUACUGUGAACCAUGACCUCCAUUUCAUAUCAUGGGACAACCCUCCUAAGCAGCACCCGCAUUUCUUGACAGUAGAUGACUAUCAGAGAAUGGUUGACAGCAAUGCUCCCUUUGCCAGGAAAUUCCAAAGGGAUGAAGCUAUUUUGGAUAAGAUUGAUUCUGACCUCUUAGGCCGUAGCACUGAUGGCUUUGUACCAGGCAGUUGGUACAGUGGAGAGGAGUCAAAUGCAAAUGUUACCGAGCUUAGACCUGGUCCUGGUGCUGAAAGACUCAAAACUCUGAUCGAUGGCUUGAUAUUGGAUAAGGAUUUCCAUGCAAAACACUGCAUCUAGCUUUUGGCAAUGGAUUCCGUAAUGAAGUAGUAUUAUGGGAAGGGAGUCGGUUUACACAGUAUUAGGAGGAAAAUCUAAUGAGCUGCUGCUCAUUCUCACCUAUGAAUAGUGUGACUUUUUCUAAUAUGCGACUCGGUACUCUUUACUUGAAGUACCAUGUAGGUUUCAGAACUUGUAGGUCAAAACUAGAGUUACUUUACGACUUAUAUCUGACCGAAUUGGUCUCUGAUAAAGGCAGUCUAAAGCUGGAUUUUGAUGCAUAUGCAUACAUAUUGAGUUUUGGUUCAAGAAGCAUGAUUUCAUAUUCUUAGAUCCCUGUUGUAUGCCAUAGUUCUUUCUAUUCAUGCUUUUUGUCACCAGUUGUCUAAUCUACGCCAAAGCUCCCAACUCCAACAUCUGGCGUUUGUCGGGAGUCUGCAAGUUCAGAGAAAUGGAGAAAUCUAUGGCAGCCAGAAAAAAGACACGGGCCAAGAACGAUAUCAUGCUCUCUACCAUGUGCAUUACUACAAUUCGCAGUGACUUGUUUUCCAGUUAUGGCUGAUGUUAACUCUACUGAUUCCAUCAAUAUUCCAUGACAAGGUACAGACUUGCUACAGUUUAGAUUAAUGGCGAUAUGCGUUGCUGAUGUCCCCACUGCGUGCCGGUAAGACACAUUGCUUAUUUGAACUCCAGUUUUCUUUACAAAAUGAUCAAUGAGAUGCAAUCAAUCAUCAUUCAGUUAAGUCGAUAAUUUUGAAUAUGUAGUAGAAAUUUCUUACCAGCUCUGGGCAUGCGCCACUGACAUCGCAGUAGUUUUGGUCUAUGAUUAUCGGGUUCUUCACGUUGUUGAAUGUAAGUCUUUCAAAUGCGACGCUCUUAAGAUAUCCUCUUCCCACCUUAGCAGCAUAACCAAGCACAGGUUAGUACGGAAGUAUUUAGAGUUGAUUUUUUGUAAAAUGAUGGAAAAUUCGGAGGUUAUUUCGGACCAACCUGCCAUGUUUUUAUUCGAGCUCCGUUUGUGGUGUCAUUGAAGAUGCAAUUAGUUACAGUGAUGUCAAAAACAAAACCAUGGAGCCAUGCGUAAAGUGUACAAUAUCAUACUAAUGUACCGGUACAUCAGCGGUGGAGGCAGUAAAAGUUAAAAGAAUGAAUUAAUUACUAUGGAACUCUCUGUACGGCCAUCGCCUAUGGCUCCAUAGUCGGUGACAUUGAAAUAUGUCGUUUCAUCAAAUGCCGAUGCAAGGUAUGGUGAGGAAGAAGAAACCAAAACAAAUAAUAGCACCACAAACUUCAUAGCAUCCUACACAGAAUAUUACAACAUUAUUAAUUUUGCUUUCAUUCAAUAAUUAAUUACCUUAUGUGUGUAUAUAUAGGAAUUAGUUCCGUGUAUAUCACAACUCUAUGCGUAUAUGCAUUAUCUUUGAAUUCUCACCAUGGAUAAUUCAA